Molecule: messenger RNA, 687 nt
Organism: Rotaria sp. Silwood1
Lineage: Eukaryota; Metazoa; Rotifera; Eurotatoria; Philodinida; Philodinidae
Source: the annotation of a GenBank genome assembly
AUGAGCCAAAUUCGAAAUCGAAGUCAAGGUGGAGCAGCUGGUUCAAGAUCACGUUCAAAAACUAGAUCAAAAUCACGUUCAUUAUCAUCAACAUCAUCUGGUCGUGCAGCUCAAGCACCAAAAUGGGAUGGUGAAUCAGGUUAUCGUUUACAUAUAUCACCAUUGAAUCCACGUACAUCUCGACGUGAUAUUGAAAAAAUAUUUUCAAAAUUUGGUACAAUAAAUGAAGUUUGGAUGGCAACAAAUCCUCCUUGUUUUGCAUUUGUAAAUUUUAAACAUCGUGCUGAUGCUGAAGAUGCUAUUCAAUCAUUUGAUGGAAAAAUGAUUGAUAAUUCACGUGUUGGUAUAUCAUUUGCUCGUAAACGUACUAUUGGUGGUCGUCGAGGUGGUUCAUAUAAUAAUGGUGCUGGUGAUCGUUAUUCUCGUAGUGGAGAUUAUGAUUCAUCUAGAAAACGUCGUCGAUAUUCACCACGACAAGAUGAUAGAAGUUAUGAUCGACGACGACGAUAUUCUCGAUCACGAAGUCCAGUGCAAUAUAAUAAACGUGAUAAUCGUCCAAGAUCAAGAUCAAAAUCAUCAUCACCAAAAACACGUCGUAAUCGACCAUUAUCAAAAGAUCGAUCACCUCAACAACAAGCAGUUAAUGUAGUUCACCGAUAUGCAGAAAGUGACGAUCGAUCUGAUUAA